This is a messenger RNA of Phragmites australis (common reed), 738 nucleotides long. RefSeq names its product phytolongin Phyl1.1-like. The record is from RefSeq and is a predicted model, not a curated record. Gene Ontology annotation, cellular component: membrane. The transcript has a single exon. Bases 1 to 738 code for a protein of 245 amino acids. NCBI's taxonomy places the organism in Eukaryota, Viridiplantae, Streptophyta, Magnoliopsida, Poales, Poaceae.
AUGAAGGUGGAGAGCGCCGGGAUGCAGGAGGCCGCCGCCGGCGACGUCCCCGGCAGCGAAGACGGCGCUGACGAUGUCUUCUUCUGCGUGGCCGCGACGUCCAGGGGCAAGAAGAACAAGAUAUCGUACUUCCACACCAACGCGGUCGGCGAGGACGCUGAGGCGGCCCGUGCGCUUGUGGCGCUCUGCCUCGACCACGCGCCGGAGCACCACCGGUGGCACCACCACACCAUCGACGGGGCGAGGUCGUUCGCGUUCCUCUCCGCCGACGACGGCCGCACGUACUUCGCCGCCGCCGACCCGACGCCGGGCGGAGCCGAGAUGGUCCGGUUCCUGGAGCGCGUCCGCGACGCGUGCAACUCCGAGCCCAUGUUGCGCCUGCGCGACGAAGCGGUGGCCCCCGUCGCGCGGCAGUUCGCGCAGGCCCUGCGGGCCGUGGCGGGGGCGACGUCCAGCACGGCAGACACGGCGCUUCCCGGAGCCUCACCGCGAGCGCGAGAGCCGUCCACGCCGCUAGCGCCAGUGUGCGCGGUCGGCGCCGGUGGCGAGAAAGGCGAGGAGGCCCCGCGGAUCGGAGCACGACAUCGCGCCGUGCAACCGGAGGAAAGCGCGCAGCCAGGGCGACUCUCCUGGUGGCGCCACUCGGUGGUGGUGAUCGGCGUGGACGUGGUGGUAUGCCUGGUGCUGUUCGCCGUGUGGAUGGGGGUGUGCAAAGGCUUCAGGUGCCUUACGCGAUGA